AAACUAUUACAUAAAGACGAAGAUCGAAACAGCCGCCAUCACGCGCCAUCUCCUCUCGUGCGUGCGGAGGACCCCGUGGAAGCAGAUGGCCACAAAAUGAUCUCGUCACGAAGCACUUGAUCGAGUACCGGACGCGUUUUUACUGUUCCCAUGAUUUCUCUUGGCAAGCCCUGCAUCAAAAGAUUGCUCAAGGAAAGGCGGCCUGCCACUUUCACGUUUUGAGCAGCGCAAGGCAAGCCUGACAGUACUGUGUUGCAGCGGUCAACCGCGGACGGGCUGCAUAGCGCACCCCGUGUUUCUCAUGGCAGGCAUUCGGACGAGCCAGUGAACAUGAGAAACUUUUCCCGGACGUGACGGAGGGACCGCUCAUUGACCGUCUUGAAGCCCGCACCAAUCGAAACUGUAUAAUCUGCGAUCUGGACGCUAAUCUGUGUGAUUGGCUGGACGGCGAUUGCGGAAUUCGUGCCUCUGCAUAUCAAGGAUAAUUAGAACAGUGUCUGCCAUGCCUCCAGAAAGUGCACCAGCCAACAAAAUGCUCCGAGAUUUCCAGGUGUACAUCCUGACAUGGAAUGUAGUCUGUCGAGCACCAAUCGCAGACCUCCGCAGUGCCUUGGGCCUCGAGCCUCCCAUAAUUCCAGACGCAUUACCAGACAUGUACGCCAUUGGGUUCCAGGAGGUGAGUGCAAGACCUCAGCACCUCCUGUCCCAAGCCUUUUUUGAAGAGCCCUGGAUUCAAGCCAUCAGGAAUGCCCUGCACAAGUACAAUUAUGUCAAGGUGAAGCAUGUGCGCCUACAGGGCCUCAUCUUGACCAUCUUUACCAAGCGCGAGCACCUGAUCCAGCUGCGGGGCAUCCAGUCCACAUACACUAGGACUGGCCUUGGAGGUGUCUGGGGCAACAAAGGUGGAGUGACGAUACGGCUUUGUGUCUACGGUUGCUCCAUUUGUUUUGUCAACACCCAUCUGGCUGCUCACGAGAGUGAAACAUUCCAACGGAUAAAUGAGUAUAACACAAUAAUUGAGAAGCAAAGGUUUUUUGACACGCAGGCAACAAACAUUUUGACGCACGACUACACGUUUUGGUUCGGGGACCUGAACUUCCGUGUGGAUGACUGCACCCUGGAAGAAUUGAAGGCUUCUAUUGAGAACAACACCUACGCCCAGAUGCUGUCAAAAGACCAGCUGAACCGCGUGCGCAGCAAAGGUGAAGCCUUCCACGAGUUCUGCGAAAACGACAUUACCUUCGCCCCAACCUACAAGUUCCAGAUUGACCGCAUGGGCUACAACUUCAGCCAGCGCAAGCCGGCCUGGACUGACAGGAUUCUCUACCGCUUCACCAAGAACGCCUACGAGAAUGUGACCCUUGAUCUAAAGCAGCACCAGUAUGUCAGUCAUGAUCUGUACAUCCAGAGUGACCACAAGCCCGUGUCUGCUUUCUUCACUUUGAAGGUGUUUGCCAAGCCUGAGCAGCCUGUCAUCUACUUUCUUCCUGUGGGUACCUGGAUCAUCAAUCAGGACAGUUUUGCCUGGUACUACACAAGUGCGGACACCGAACUCAAGUCCUGGGAUUGGAUCGGCCUCUACAGAGAAAACUUCAGUAGCCUGGAGGACCACCUAGGCUACGUGUGGGCAUCAACGCGUCCGACGGACGUCUAUCCCACCCACCUGCGAACACGUCGCAGCCGAUCGCGCUCUUCUCGAGGCAGCCAGUCGAGGCACGCCUCUGCAGGCCCUGGUGCAGGCCCUGGUGCAGGCCCUGGUGCAGGCCCUGGUGCAGGCCCUGGUGCAGCCCCUAGUGUAGCCACUGGUGCAGCCACUAAUGCAGUCACUGGUGCAGUCACUGGUGCAGCCACUGGUGCAGCCACUGGUGCUGCCACUGGUGCUGCCACUGGUGCAGUUGCUGGUGCAGGCACCAACUCAGAUGGUGGCACCUCAAGUGUGGCCACACGUCGCACCAACAGGUCGUCGGCCGAAACAGAAAAUGCGGCACGCUCCCUCUCUUGGCCACGCAACUCGACAGACGAGCCAGGCGAUCCCGAGCCCAAUUUGGAAGGACGGCAGAAUCAGCCGUCACGGUCCACCUCCAAUGUGCCUGCCGCGACCCCGCCUGGUGACAGCACUGCCGCAGCGGAGCAGGCGAGGCAAGGAAGCAGUGCCGCCAGGAAGCGCGGAGAAGCCACAGUUAGCUGGAGGCCUCCGUCGAGCCGGCAGCAGUCCCCGCCGCGCGUCUCACCAAGCGACAGCCUUGUUGAUGGCGGCAGUGUGCGUGCCGACACGCCUCCCGACACUGGCAAUGCAACGCCAAUGGAAGGGAAAAGCUGCUCAGAGCAGGGUGACGAUGCCGCUGAAGAUCCCAGUCGGCGUUCGUCAGCGGGAGCGACGGCUACAGCCGGUCGCACGGACAGCGCCGCGGGACAGGAUGCCGUUCCCCAGCAGCAGAAGCCGUCGUCACACGAGCGCGUCUUCUACAGGGUGCUCUUUGGCGACCAGACGCUGCUGGUGUCGGGCAGGUACCGACUGGUCUAUCUGCGCGGCCAGUCUGACGUGCUCGGCAUGAGCGAGCCCUUCAAGAUUAAGGCAGCUGUCAGCUGAAGAGUUCACAUGGGUGGCUGCCACUCCGAAUGUAAAUAGGAUUAGCAAUAGACUGAUUGCGGUAGGAUUAGUGUAUGUUAAUGUUAAUAAUUGUCAAAUAUAAUUCGCGGAAUAGACCAUCUCUACUGGUAACAAGUGGUGGAAGAGAACUCUGCCUAGAAUCGUGUAUCUCAUGACGACCUGUGCUUUGCACAAAACUGGUAUAUACUCUGCGAUAGCUGUGCUCUCUUUGAUAAAAUUAUGCAUGGCUGUCAGCAUGCACGGGGAGGUCGCAUAUGCAACACCAUGUUCAUAAAGACUCACUACUGUCACUUAGAGGUGUGUCGCCCCAUUUCAAUUUUUUUGUACGGGAACAACUCAGCUUAGACAGAAAGGUUAUAUUUUCGUACAGUGUGACUGUCUGCUCCUCAUGUGUUACUAGCUGAUGCUACUCAUGUCCGUGUUCAAUGUUGGAUUUGAGGCCUUCUGUGAACUGUUGUUUGCGUUGACCUGCACGCGAAAAUCUCCUUAAAUUUGAGCCAGGUGGCUAACAGUGUAGUAUUGUUGACACAUCAAACGACCGAAUUUUUUUGUAUAUCAUUUUGUUAUUAGUAGAAGUAUCAUACUUAGUCGUGACCCAGGAGUUCUUGUGAUACCAAUCCCAACAGUUUUUGUGAUACUGAUCAAGCUCACUCUGCUGUGCCUUGAGCACAGGCUGUAGGCGAGGGAAAGCAAGCGGCAAGAGCUGGAUUUUUAUGGCCAAAAGUACUAAAGAAGUGCAAUGCUUACAUUUACCUGUAGGCUGUUUGUUUAAUGUAUGGAUACUCGAUCUCUCUCUGCAUUUAUUCAUUCCAUGAUGUUGUUUUGGAGGACGUAUGUAUUAACUGCGGUACAAAUGGUUAUUUCUUCGUGCGGAGCACGUGCAAUAUUCCUCUUUUGCAAGGUAUUGUUUUUCCUUGUUCAGGAAAAUAAAGCAAGCAAGCCAAAA
Dermacentor albipictus is the source of this 3557-nucleotide messenger RNA. RefSeq names its product inositol polyphosphate 5-phosphatase K-like. The record is from RefSeq and is a predicted model, not a curated record. Lineage: Eukaryota; Metazoa; Arthropoda; Arachnida; Ixodida; Ixodidae. Gene Ontology annotation, biological process: phosphatidylinositol dephosphorylation. Gene Ontology annotation, molecular function: phosphatidylinositol-4,5-bisphosphate 5-phosphatase activity. Gene Ontology annotation, cellular component: plasma membrane; ruffle; cytoplasm.